UCGCAGCUGAAUUAGACAUGCUCGGCAACCGCAGUUUGGUUGUGAAGUCCGCACUGUCUGAAGAGAACGUUCUCCCUUCCUCUACCUGCUGUUCGGUGUUCAGAGGUUUGCAUUUUCGGCAGCAUCAUAAACUGGACAGUGAUCGGAAUAUAUCUUAACAGUUGACCUUACCAGAUCAGGAAGGGAACCAGGAGGACCAGGAACCAGAAGGACCAGGAACCAGGAGGACCAGAGAGUUCAGGAACCAGGAGAACCAGAGAGAUCAGGAACCAAAAGGACCAGGAACCAGGAGGACCAGGAGAACCAGGAGGACCAGGAGAAACAGGAGAACCAGACAGAUCCAAAAAUAUCCAAAAUGCCAGUGGCAUCAGCUAGCUCAGAUUCCGCCAUGCAUCAGAUCCUGGACACCCUGAGUGACAGCACCAGCUCCACCACGGCCAACGACCUGGAUCUCAUCUUCCUCAAGGGCAUCAUGGAGAGCCCCGUGGCCCAUGAGAAGUUCGUUGAGGAGAUCAAGCUGGAGGCGGUGAGAGACAACAACGUGGAGCUGGUGCAGGACAUCCUGAAAGACCUCACUCCCCUCACAGAGAGAAGCACGGCUGCCGAUGAACUGGCACGCAUCCUGAAGGAGCCACACUUCCAGUCCCUACUAGAAACCCAUGACUCGGUGGCCUCUAAGACCUACGAGACUCCUCCCCCCAGCCCCUGUUCGUUCAUGGACUCCGCUCUGAACAACCAGCCAGUGCCCCCCGACGCGGUCAGGAUGGUGGGCAUACGCAAGGUGUCCGGGGAGCAUCUGGGUGUGACCUUUCGCGUGGAGACUGGCGAGCUGGUCAUCGCCAGGAUCCUGCACGGGGGCAUGAUCGACCAGCAGGGCCUGCUCCACGUGGGUGACAUCAUCAAGGAGGUCAACGGGAAAGAGGUGGGGAACGACCCCAAGGUGCUCCAGGACAUGCUGAAGGACGCCAGCGGCAGUGUGGUGCUCAAGAUCCUGCCCAGCUACCAGGAGCCUCACACCCCACGCCAGGCUUUUGUCAAGUGUCACUUUGACUACGACCCCUCCCAUGACAACCUGAUUCCCUGUAAGGAGGCGGGGCUUAGCUUCUGCAGUGGAGACAUCCUGCAGGUCUUCAAUCAGGAGGACCUCAACUGGUGGCAGGCCUGUCACCUGGAGGGGGGCAGUGCUGGUCUUAUUCCCAGCCAACUCCUGGAGGAGAAGCGGAAGGCCUUCGUGAAGAGGGACCUGGAGCUGGUCACCACUGGUCCGCUGUGUGCAGGAAUGGGUGGAAAGAAGAAGAAAAAGAUGAUGUAUUUGACGACAAAAAACGCAGAGUUCGAUCGCCAUGAGCUGCGUAUCUACGAGGAGGUGGCGAAGGUUCCGCCUUUUCGACGGAAGACGCUGGUUCUGAUUGGAGCCCAGGGGGUGGGCCGUCGCAGUCUGAAGAACAAGCUGCUGGUGUCGGACCCCCACCGCUACGGGACCACCAUGCCCUUCACCUGCAGGAAACCCAAAGUAGAUGAGAAGGAUGGGCAGAUGUACUUGUUCAUGACACGCAGCGAGAUGGAGUCAGACAUCAAGAACGGACGUUUCCUGGAGCACGGCGAGUACGACAGUAACCUGUACGGCACCAAGAUCAACUCCAUCCACGAGGUGGUGGACGCCGGCAAGAUCUGCAUCCUGGACGUCAAUCCACAGGCUCUCAAGGUUCUGCGGACGUCGGAGUUCCUCCCCUACGUGGUGUUUAUCGAAGCUCCGGAUUUCGAGGUCUUGAAGGCGAUGAACCGGUCAGCUAUUGAAUCCGGCGUAGUCACCAAACAGUUAACGGACUCUGAUCUGAAGAGGACUGUGGAUGAGAGUGAGAGGAUCCAUAGGGCCUACGGACAUUACUUUGACGUCAACAUCGUCAACGACGGGCUUGACGGUGCCUACCGCAGCCUGAAGGUGGCGCUGGAGAGACUGGGCUCCGAAAAUCAGUGGGUGCCAGUCAGCUGGGUCUUCUAAGACCGGGACUGGACAGGCUGAAGUCCAAGACAGGGGUCAAGGGUCAGCAAUCAAUGGUCAGAGGUGGCACAAGCCCGCAUGUAGCGAGGGACCAAUCAGAUGAGAUUAUGAGAGAAUAUGCUAUGAUUAGAGCUGGGAGACACAGUAGCUCGCUGGGCUAUAGAUUGGAGGUCUGUCGAUAAUAACCAGAAUCGCCAGGAUCAGGUGCAAAGAAUCAGUCCCAAGUAGACCUUUUGCACAAAAUCAGUCCUCUAUAGACAUGAUGUCCAAUGUAUUUUUUGUAUAGGAAAGAACAGAUCGUUCUGAUGUUUUUUCUGAAGGCUUUAGAGGUUUAAUGGUACAGUGCAUAGUGUGUGAGUGCCAUGAGUGUGUAGACCCAUGUUGAAGUAGGCUUAUAUAUUUUGCGGAUAUUGUUCUGGAGGUCUUUGAGUGUCAAAAUCAAUGGAUCGAGACCACAUUUUUAGCCUUCCCAAAUGUUACAAAGCUACAGGUAUACUGUAUACGUUGUGCAAUGUUUACAUAGAAUAUGUAGUUUAAGGACAGUUGAAAAGAAUACCAAAUGUCAUAUGUUUCUUUAUAUGAAAAUCUGUACAUUUGAACAUCUGAUCUUAUGGUUUGUAAAUAUAUGAAAUGUGUUCUAGUAGUACUCUUAUUUAUGUUCUGUUCUUUAAAAAGAUGACAAGCAAUAUAUCUGAGACACACACACAUCAAUACACAGAGACUCACACACACACACUCAGACACGCAUUACCACACACACACACACACCAAGGAUAGUGCUCAUGAUAAAUUGAGCUGGAUUCUUGUUUCAGUGCAUGUUCUUGAGUUCCUUCCUGAGGACGUUGACUCUUUCUGCCUUAUGUUGUGCAUCGGACUGUUCAGUCAGUCUAUGGAAAAGUUAUUGGAAAUUGUUCAUGUUUUUGUUACGUACCUACUGUAUGACCACUGUCAAUAAUUCAAUAUUACUGUAAAGAAGUAAAUCUUUAGGUAAAAAUAAUACAAAUUGGUUGGAUUAUAGAUUUGUUUUGGACAUUUUAAUACAUUAUUUUCUUGGAUGGAAAAGUAUUGUUUUGUCAUGGCAUAACAAAUGUACUAGAUGUCUUUUCCCACGAUUCGAAAUGAAAACCAUGUGAUUGCAAAUCAUUUGUAAUUUUAUAUUUUUUCCUCACAAUCUUGUAAAUAUUAUACUGUAACAAAGUUAUACAGUAGCGAACACGUUGGUGCUCUAAUAACUAUCCCAGCAUGUUGCUAUGGUGGGACAACUACUAGACACUGGCUCCUAAAAACACUGUAUUAAAUACUAUGUUGUAGAGUAAU
Osmerus eperlanus (European smelt) is the source of this 3319-nucleotide messenger RNA. RefSeq names its product MAGUK p55 scaffold protein 2b (gene mpp2b). The record is from RefSeq and is a predicted model, not a curated record. Gene Ontology annotation, cellular component: cell-cell junction; plasma membrane. Gene Ontology annotation, molecular function: protein binding. NCBI's taxonomy places the organism in Eukaryota, Metazoa, Chordata, Actinopteri, Osmeriformes, Osmeridae. The transcript has 13 exons. The coding region runs from base 356 to 2002 and encodes 548 amino acids.